CAAGCCAGGCAUGUCUCCGUAGGAAAGCGAUGUCAUGACCAAAUGAGUCAACUCGGCUAUGACAGCAGCAUGGCAGACUACCUAAUAACUGGCGGUGCUGGAUACGUCCCUGACGAUGGUUUAACCGGGGCUGGACUCUUUGCAAAUGGGGAUGGAAUGACGUAUAAUGAUUUCCUUAUCUUGCCAGGUUUUAUUGAUUUUCUAUCAGAAAAUGUGGACCUCACAUCAGCUCUCACUCGCAAAAUUACCCUUAAAGCACCUCUGGUUUCUUCUCCUAUGGACACUGUCACAGAAUCCAGCAUGGCCAUCGGAAUGGCGCUAUGUGGUGGUGUAGGUGUUAUCCAUCACAAUUGUGCUGCAGAAUUCCAAGCCAAUGAAGUUAGAAAAGUUAAGAAAUAUGAGCAGGGCUUUAUCCUGGAUCCAGUGGUCAUGUCACCCAGACAAACUGUGAAGGAUGUUAAUGAAGCCAAGAAGAAUUACGGCUUUUCAGGUAUCCCUAUUACAGAAAAUGGGCACAUGGGAGAGAAACUUGUCGGCCUUGUCACCCAGCGGGACAUUGAUUUCUUAACCACAGAGGAGUUUAACACACCCCUGGGAGAGGUGAUGACAAAAUUUGAGUCUCUAGUUGUGGCACAUAGUGGAGUUACACUGAAGGAGGCAAACCAGAUACUGCAAAAAAGUAAAAAAGGAAAACUUCCCAUCAUAAAUGACAGUGGAGAAUUGGUAGCUUUAAUUGCAAGAACAGAUACAAAAAAGAAUCGAGACUUUCCUUUGGCAUCUAAAGAUGAACAUAAACAGCUGCUUGUUGGUGCAGCCAUCAGUACCCAUGAUUCAGACAAGGACAGGCUGGAGAUGUUAGUCUCUGCCGGUGUAGACUUUGUAGUGUUGGAUUCUUCCCAAGGCAACUCCAUUUACCAGAUCAACAUGAUAAAACACAUCAAGAAAAAAUAUCCAAAUCUCCAAGUUAUUGGAGGCAAUGUGGUGACAGCAGCCCAGGCAAAGAAUCUAAUUGAUGCUGGUGUUGAUGGUCUGAGGGUGGGCAUGGGAAGUGGGUCUAUCUGCAUCACACAAGAAGUCAUGGCAGUAGGGCGCCCCCAGGGUACCGCUGUAUAUAAGGUGGCAGAGUAUGCUCGCAGAUUUGGUGUUCCUGUUAUAGCUGAUGGUGGAAUAUCAGCUGUGGGUCACAUCAUCAAGGCACUGUCUCUUGGAGCUUCCACAGUAAUGAUGGGCUCCAUGCUGGCUGGCACCAGUGAAGCACCAGGUGAAUACUUCUUUGCUGAUGGUGUCAGACUGAAGAAAUACAGGGGUAUGGGUUCUCUUGAUGCCAUGGAGAAACACAAAAGUAGUCAGAGUCGAUACUUCAGUGAAAGUGACAAGUUGAAGGUAGCCCAGGGCGUUUCUGGUUCUAUAGUCGACAAGGGAUCCAUCCACAAAUUUGUACCCUAUCUUAUCGCAGGGAUCCAGCAUGCCUGUCAAGAUAUUGGAGCACGGAGUCUGUCCAAUCUAAGGUCAAUGAUGUACUCGGGCGAGCUAAAGUUUGAGAGGAGAACCACUUCAGCACAGAUUGAAGGAGGUGUACAUAACCUACACAGUUAUGAUGUUCGUCUGUAUUAAGCUUUGAAAAAAGGUUGUACUAGGAGCAGCAAUCCCAAACAAUGGAAGUUAGAAAGAUGACGACAUUCCAAACUUUUUGGGAGGAUUUCCAGAUAAGCAACAAGGAAAAUAAUUGAAGCUACAAGGGAGUUCAGUUGUUUCAUUCUCUUCUAGGCAAAAUUGUAAAGAGUUGAUGUUGCACAGAAAUUUGGCUUUUUGCCAUGGCAGUAGAUUCAUGAGUGGAAAGUAUACCGGGUGCUAUUAAGGUUUUAUGUAGGAUUAAGUGGCAAUACAUUCUCAGAUAUCCAAUAUUUUGAAUCUAUUUUUACAGACAUUCUCUGCAGGUCUUACUUUUACUUACUUUACAUAAGUGCAUAUAUUACAAGAAAUCCUUAAGGACAGAUCUAAAUGAUAUUACCAUGACAUAUUUUAGUGUUCAGCAUUAAACUAUGUCUGCUAUACUAGAAGUAGUGGAGAUACCAUUAUCAUUGAAGGCCAAUUACUCCCAAUAUUGGCCAAGUAAUUUCAGUAUGUUGAUGAAAGAAAAGUGCUAAAUCAGUUAUAGAUAAACAUUGAAAUUAUAUUCUUUCAUACCAUAUUAUGGUAGGUGUUGAUUCAUCUUGUCAUAGUACUAUUGAAGUGCUUUAGAAUACCUAUAAUUUAUUUACAGUUGAAUGCCUUGUUUAAUUGAUUUUCAUACUUGCCUUACAUUGGUUUGAUUUGUUUGUAUACCAUAGAUUUCAUUUUUAUCAUUUGUUUUGGUUUUUUUUCUCUAUUUCUCUUUUCUUACCAAGAAUGGUUUUUAGUGUCAUCCACUGCAAUCUUGUGUUGCUGAAGUAAUGUUACCAACUGCAAUGUGACAUAACUUUUUUCCGGGUUAUUAAGUACAUGUAUGUUUAAUUAAUGAGGAUGAUACACUUAAACAAUUCAAAGUAAUUUGGUAUAUGAAGAUGGAGAGCUAUCAAAUUCAUUUAAUUGAAAUUAACUCAUUUUUAGUUUUCAUUUGACUAAUACAUACCCAAUGGAUGUUUUUUUUUUUUACGUCACAUCAGUAAGAUAUGUCGUGUUUAUGCUAAUCUAUAUUCUUCUAGUCUUACAUUGAACAAGAUAACUAGCGGCAGGCACUAUAUAUCUAAAGUAAAUUGAUCUGAAGAAUUCACCAUUUCAUUCACUUAUCAAUAAAACCUUUUACACUAUCAUUCCUACCAUGCUAUGAGAAAUGAAAAAUUGAAAUUUUGGAAAAAUUCAUGAAAUGGAUUGACCAUGAAUUAGUAAAAAGGAGUGACAAACUGCUAUGAAAAACACUCCUGUUUAACAUUCUUAAUUGUCUGUAGGAUCAUUGAUGCCAUAUUGUUAGAUCUUUAUCAAAUGAAUCUCACUGUAAACUUCUCCUUUUAACAUACAAAUGUAGUAUCUGUAAUAUUUAUUUUUACUUUGUCUAAUUUAGGAUUACUUUUCACAUGUGUUUCUCAUUUAUAUUUCAAAGAACAAUUACAUUUUUUGCGUAGUGUAAAUGAAGGCCAUUUUCUGUGAAGCAUUACUUUUUUCAGGUAGAAAAUUGUAAUAGGAUAGACUUGUAAUUUUCUGUCAAUGGUGAAGACAGUAUGGUUUUAACAAACGGUUCAAUACCAUUUAUGUUUUGUUUGUAACAGUGACCUUUAUCACGUUGAUUUUAGAAACAAGUUUCUACAUUCACAAGGCAAGAACUUAUUGAAAAAAUACAUUAGUGCUUCAAAUUUCGAAUCAAUUUGUAGUAAUCCAGAAUCCUGAAUCAUUUAUGUUGUAAAAAAAAUUGUCUCAGAAAUUUUCCCUGUUUUCAGUAUCAGAAUUUUGAUGAAAUUUUUAAAGCACUCAAAUUACACUUUAUGAAGAAUAAUAUCAAUUAGAUAUAUAUCGGUGUCCAAAUAAGAUAUCAUUUAAUUCAGUAUAAAGUAUACACUAUAUAUGGAUAUGUAGCUCUUAACUUUUACUACAGGCAGGACCAGAGGAAGCAUUUAUGUUAGGGCCAAAGCAAUAUAUUGUUAAUGUAAACUUAUUCUGUGAGCCAUGCAUUUAUUAGAUAAGCAUUUUUGUCGCUAUAGGGACCACGUUGAAAACUACAACAGCAGUUGUGCAAUCUAAUUUUACAUCUGUCAGAAUUGUAAUAUAAUGAUAUGCAUUAUUCCUGAAAGAAAAAGUCUACUUGUGAAAAAUAUACCUGUCUUCUGCAAAUUCAUUCAUAAACAUAUACCAGCAAUAAGAACCAUGUUUUCAGUGAUUAAACACCUAAAACUGAACUAAACACCAAGGUUAGAUAUGUGUUUUCAGUGAUUAAUCACCUAAAACUGAGCUAAAAACUAAGGUUAGAUAUGUGUUUUCAAGGCCACUACUUUGAUGAAAAGUCACAUUUACUAAUAUCAGUGAGAAAAACGAAACAUUAGAUUUUGGGCUUGAGGAACAAGAAUAUGCCUGGAAAGUAGUGUUCAGACGCUUUUCGAAUUUUUGAAUGCAAAAUGUAGUUGAGAGUACAUUAAAAUGUUUGUCUACACUAUCAUAGAAAAUGAUGUAUUUUGUAAUUGAUGAAUGUAAUGGUAGAUUUGUUUAUUUUAAACUUGUACCGUUUUUGCCUUCAACUUUGUCGUUACAAAGUUAAGAUUCAUUCACCGUUAGGAAUUGCUGCAUUCCAUUGUUUUACUUAAAAAGUAAAAUGAUUAUAUAAAAUUAUGAAUAUCAUUUUAAUUAAAGAUGUAAUAUACAAACACAAAAUUUACGAUUAAAUUAUCAUGAAACAUUUUAUUUUUUAUUCUGUCUCUGAAAGUCAUCUAGUUUUUGAAAGCUAUAAUAUUUGUGUGCCAUACCUCAUGUUGAGGAUGGAGAUGUAUUACUGUUUCAUAAUCCAUAAUCUGUUCAAUUUAGGAUACAUAAUACCUGGAUAAUAAGUCAAGGAAACACAGUGAGAAAUCUCUUUGUCGCUCAGUGGAUUUCAGUUUCAACUUCAGUUGUGUACAAAGGAAUAAUUUGACAUUCUACUGAAUUUCUGGCUUCAAUUUUAUUUAGAACAUGCACACAAAAUUGUAUGCUAAAAUUAUUUGCCAAAAUGUAUCUUUUUUGCCUUUGACAUUGUUUACUACCGUAAAAUUUGCUUAGCAAUAGGAGACUGGAGUUGCCUUUUUGCUUCCAGUUUCUGUUCAUACCUUUUGAAUAAACUUCUACAGUUAAGUAAAUAUGAUACAACCAACUCAUUUACAACUUAGAUAUUAUUGUGUAAUUAAGAGAUGUCACUUGAUAACUACUUCAUUACAGAUGACCAGAUGUCUGAAGUAAAUUAAAGAUCAUGUUUGAUCAGAACUCAUUCUAACAAAAUUUAAUGGGUAUAUCAUUUAGAUGCUAGAUAUUUAAUUACUUGCAAAGUACUGUAAGUUAAAUGCAAUGCGUCGCUCCCUGAUCUUAUUGUAGAUUGAUUGUAUUCAUAUGUCACACCAAUAAUAGCUAAUACUGCCUACAUAACGUAAUAGUUGUCUACUUUUAGGACUCCUUAUUUCUCCAGCAUUUUGAAAUAAUUUUCCUAUCUGUAUCAUAAUUUAUAGCUGCGUUAAUCAUUUCCAUAAAUAAACUUUAAAAAAUCAGCAUAUGUUGCAGCAUUUGAUUUUGAACCAUUUAUAACUAUGAGGGACACUAUUGUUUUAUAUAAAUAAGAGUAUAUCUAUAGCAUUGCCAUUGUAUAGAUGUUGUCGGAACCAGGACUGAGAGUUACAAGGUCAACAGUUUUGCCUAACGUUUAUAUAAAUAGUCACCACACUCUAUGUGUAUAUUUGCACCAUGUGUUUACAUUAGUUUCCUGAUGUUAAGGAAGGGAGAAUAUCACAAAAUGGUGUUGUAAAAUGUAAUUUGAUAUAACAAAAUAUGGUGUUGAUUUUUAUAAGUAAAUAUUGGUAUCGUCCUGAUUAUUUUUCGUCAUUUGAAAAAAAUAGAUUUGUUUUGAGUACAUGUUCAUGUUUAAGGAUAUUGUAUAAACAUAAAUACACUGAAAUGAAAGUCAACAAUCUUCUGUAAAGUGUUAAUUAAUGUUAAUUGGGUAGAUAUGCCUGGAUAAUUCAAUCCUGUCAGAAAUGCUCAUUUUGUUCAUCAAUAAAUUACUAUUAUUGAUA
This is a messenger RNA of Ylistrum balloti, 5720 nucleotides long. Its product is annotated as inosine-5'-monophosphate dehydrogenase 1b-like. The coding region runs from base 43 to 1614 and encodes 523 amino acids. The transcript is spliced from 17 exons. Gene Ontology annotation, cellular component: cytoplasm. Gene Ontology annotation, biological process: GTP biosynthetic process. The record is from RefSeq and is a predicted model, not a curated record. Gene Ontology annotation, molecular function: IMP dehydrogenase activity. Lineage: Eukaryota; Metazoa; Mollusca; Bivalvia; Pectinida; Pectinidae.